AAGAAGAAGAAGGAACGCGGUUUGUUUUCGGCCUCCAGCUUUUCAGCGUUGCUAGUUUCACGCUCGGUGUUGUGUGAUCAUGUGAGACUGCACGAGUCGGGCUUGCUCUUGCCUCACCGGUUUACCGGCAAUUAAAACUAUAAGCUCAUGAUCUCUAGGGGGUUUCCAUUGCUUUUGGGGGGGAUUUUGCGAUAUUAAACCAGUUAAUUAUCUGUCUGUUAUUGGGGAAUGAGCGAGGAGAAAAGCCCGGACAGCUGCAGGAGAAACUCUGGGUGCACCAGUGUUCUCAGUAUAGAGCAAAUGCUGGCUGUGAAUCCUGGGAAGACGCCCAUCAGUCUGCUGCAGGAGUAUGGAACGCGGAUAGGCAAGACACCGGUGUAUGACCUGCUGAAGGCCGAAGGUCAGGCCCACCAGCCCAACUUCACCUUCCGCGUAUCUGUGGGAGAGAUCAGCUGCACAGGCCAGGGCCCCAGCAAGAAGGCUGCCAAACACAAGGCUGCUGAAGCUGCUCUCAAGAUGCUGAAAGGAGGGAUGCUGGAAGCAUUAAAGGGCAGUGUUAUGGAAGGAGAGCACUUUGAUGAAAUAGACAUCCCCUUGGAUGGAGACUGCUCCCAGUCAGAGAUAAAGUUAUCCAGUUCCAGCCAGCAAGCUGAAUGCAAUCCAGUUGGAGCUCUACAGGAAUUGGUGGUGCAGAAAGGUUGGCGUUUACCAGAAUACACAGUCACACAAGAGUCUGGGCCUGCACAUCGUAAAGAGUUCACCAUGACAUGCAAAGUAGAGAAAUUUGUUGAGAUUGGUAGCGGUACAUCAAAGAAGCUUGCCAAGAGGAAUGCAGCAGCAAAGAUGCUCUCCCGGAUCCAUGAUGUUCCUGUAGACAUGCGCAGCAGCCAUGAAGCAGAGGCAGAGGACGACACCUUCAACAUGCACAUAGGUGGCAGACUAGAGGGAGGGAAGUGUAAAGGGUUUGGAUGUACAUGGGAUUCUUUGCGCAACUCGGCAGGAGAGAAGAUCCUGCAGCUGCGUAGUCACCCUCUAGGCCUGCCCAAUUCCAACUUCUGUUCUCUGCUACAUGACCUGUCUGAAGAGCAGCGCUUUGAUGUUAGCUAUUUAGACAUUGAGGAACGCAGUCUCAGUGGCUUGUACCAGUGUCUUGUGGAAUUGUCCACUCAGCCGGUUACUGUGUGUCAUGGCUUUGCACCCAGUCAAGAUGCAGCACGGGCCAGUGCAGCACACAAUGCUCUCCAGUACCUCAAGAUCAUGGCUGGUGGAAAGUGAAUCUGUGCUCUUCACCAGAAACAUGGGUUCAGAGUUGACAGUACUGUAGACCAUAGUACUGUAAAAUGGGGGCUUAUUGGAUGUUUUAGGCACAUCAUUCUGGCAAACUAUUCCUAAUGCCCCAAAGACACUCUACUUAUUCCCACAAGCUCUAAUGAAAUAUGAACUGAUUUAAAUCUUUUGUAUCUGAAGAUAGUUGAGGACUGGUUUUAACUGAAGGCCUUGUUUUUCUACUACCUCCAUGUGAUGAAUUUGAUUUUGUUGUUAAAUUAUCUUGAAAUGUCUUCCCUUUAACUGAUAUUUUAAACUAAAAUUUCCCUAAAUUAUUUUUAAAAAUGCAAAGGUUUUUAACUUGAAUUUGUAAACGGCGUACAGAAUUUGCUUUGCCAGAAUUAACGAGACAAAUUGAAAAUCACUUCUGCCAAUUUUCAAAUUCCAAGUAUAUGUCUACCUCCAUAUGUAUUUGGUUACUGGGUCCACAUAUUACAAAAUUGCCCUUUCCUUUUAUGCUCAAUUAAGAUAUUACAUAAGAUCAUGUGUGCAGUGCAAUGCAAGGUUAUUAAAAUAUUAGCAUUUUAUUUUGGGGGCAAGAUUAGAGUUAGUACAUUGUGAGGUAAAGUUUUUAGCCCAUGUGGAACUGGAUGGUUAUGCAGUUCUGAGCAAGAAUGUACAGAAAAUUCAUUUGAUCAGUUUGAGACAUCAGUCAUUAAACUAAUAAUAAAAUCUAAUUUAAUUCUG
Molecule: messenger RNA, 2013 nt
Organism: Neoarius graeffei (lesser salmon catfish)
Lineage: Eukaryota; Metazoa; Chordata; Actinopteri; Siluriformes; Ariidae
Gene: tarbp2
Product: TAR (HIV) RNA binding protein 2
Exons: 7
Coding region: 229-1275 (348 amino acids)
Biological process (GO): regulation of miRNA processing; regulation of viral transcription; regulation of siRNA processing
Cellular component (GO): RISC-loading complex
Molecular function (GO): double-stranded RNA binding; pre-miRNA binding; siRNA binding
Source: RefSeq, a predicted model, not a curated record